CCUGUUCUGGCUACACACCCAUUUGCUAUAGGAGAAGGAGAGGGGUGCUUGUGUAUUCUGAGAAGUUUUUACCAGGAUAAGCCCAAUUCAACCCUCUGUUCCUCUUUGAGCCUUGUGUUUCCGACAAUAUCUCCUCAUCGGGCCCCUUGGGGUGUUAAGGCAUAUGGGGGCAAGUACAGUUGCAUCACGGGUACAGGUAGUGGCAUGGACUAUGGGAGAUUGCCUGAAGCUGAUUGCAGCAGUAACAUAACCAUUAAUGCCACUUGGCCAGUUGCAGGUCUAAACCAAACUAGUGGUCUGGCUGAUGUGUGGUGGAUAUGUGGACCCAAAAGAGUACUGAGACCCAUUCUUAGAGGAGACUGGCAAGGUACGUGUGCUCUGACCAGUUUGAUAAUUCCACUGACCAUUGUUGAUGUUACUGCUGAACAGCUGUUGGGUUCUGUAUCCAGGGGGCCUGAAAACAUUCCAUCCCAUGGGAGACAUAGACGUAGUGCUCCAUGGACGGAGGAUGUAGUUGACAUACACAAUAAUCUGUUGGGUGUGCCAGUGGGGGUUCCUCAUGAGUUUCAGGCCUUGGGUAGGAAUGAUGGACUCUGGCACUUACUACCUAUUAUAGGUCCAGCCAUAGUGGAUGCAAGACAGACUGCAUGGAUAAAUUAUAUCUACGAUAAUCAACAGCGUUUUGUGAAUUACUCCCCUGAUGCACUCACUGGUAUGUCUGAACAGCUGGAGGCCACAUCUAGGGUUGCCAGACAGAAUAGACUUGCUUUGGAUAUGCUUCUUGCCAGUCAGAGGGGUGUCUGUAAGAUGUUCGGUGAACAAUGUUGCACGUUUAUUCCUAAUAACACCAGUCCAGAUGGUAGUAUAUCUAAGGCCCUUAGUGGGCUUGAUGCACUAUCUGCUGAGAUGAGGACCAUGGCGGGGGUGGAGGAGUCUGGACUGUUCUCUUGGUUGGGAGCCUGGUUUGGUAAGUACACUGGUAUGGUGGUUACUGGAUUUCUGACCCUAAUUCUUGUAUUUUUAUUAUUGAUGUGUUGUGCUGCUUGCAUCAUACCGUGUUUUAAGAAGUCUGUUACAGAUGUGGUGAAGGCUUCAGGCAUGAUGCCUUUGCUUGAUGCUCCAGUUGGAGAUGCUGAUACUGAAUCAAGCUUUCAGGGGAGGAUGGGACUGACUGAGGAUGACCCAUGUAUGUUUGUUCUCCCUGUUGUGAAGGUUUGGAGUCCCUGGGUGGCAUGAAGCCCAACUGGUACAGGAUAG
Messenger RNA from Oncorhynchus tshawytscha (Chinook salmon), 1257 nucleotides. RefSeq names its product syncytin-2-like. The transcript has 2 exons. Bases 205 to 1236 code for a protein of 343 amino acids. The record is from RefSeq and is a predicted model, not a curated record. NCBI's taxonomy places the organism in Eukaryota, Metazoa, Chordata, Actinopteri, Salmoniformes, Salmonidae.